UUUAAUGUAGCAAAAAAAGAUGUCUGCGCCCGGUAGAAGGAUGGCGAGUGUAACUCUCUCACAUUUUCGUUCUUGCUUUAGCAGGACAGCAGUUGGGAGCGCUGGGUUUCGUCACUUGUCCAGCACUUCUGUGUGUCGAGUGACUUUGCAAACCAAAAGUGGAACGGAAAAACCUUCGUCUCCGUGGACUCUGAUGGCAGCCGUGUGUCUGCAAAGGCUUCCGGUCAUUUCAGCGGACUGCAGCCCGAUAGAGCAGCAGUUCAGACAAAUGAUGCAGCGGAUGGAGCUGGAGAAAAGCCUGCUGUCGGACCACGAGCUGCGGCUGCUGGAGGACUCUGAGAGGAUAAGUCGCAAGCAGGCGGACGAUUACGACUCGGAUGAGGAAGAAAACCGCGGCGACCAGGAGAUCGUGCUGGCUCAGGACCUGGAAGACUCUUGGGAGCAGAAGCUUCAAAAGUUCCAGCCGGGGCUGAGGGUCAACGCCGAUGCGGAUGAGGACUUGACCUCGUUGGAGCGCUGCCUGGCCGACCCGCUGGUCCUCGUGGCCGAGCAGCAGGUCGGCGGCGACAAGCUGUGGCUGCUGCCUCAGACGCGGUGGCAGGAAGGAGAGACGCUGCGGCAGACGGCUGAGCGAGCCCUCGCUUCCCUGCCAGCGGCCGGCCUCAAGGCGACUUUCCUGGGCAACGCCCCCUGCGGCGUCUACAAGUACAAAUUGCCCAAAGCCGCUCGGACGGAGAGCGCGGUGGGAACGAAGGUGUUCUUCUUCAAAGCCAUCCUGUCAGACGGCGGCGCCCCCGCAGCACCGAGCGCUUCUCUCCUGUGGGCGAAGAAGAGCGAGCUGCAGCGCUACCUGAAGCCGGCCUACAUGAUGAAGGUCGAGCGCUUCGUCCUCGCCCUGUGACACCCGGACAUUGAGCGUGGACACGGAGCGAUUCUUUGUGAGACCCAGGAAGUUCCCCGUGUAGUUUAUCUGUCGUCUCGUAUCAUAAAGAGUUCUUUUGUUCGAUACGCGUGUUGUAUGAAUGCAUUUGUUUUGCCGACACACAUUGUGGAAGCUCCAAGUUUGCAAAACCCUCAGACGUCUUCUCUGCCUUACAUGUCUAUGUAAUAUCUAUUCUCGAAAUGAAACCGGAAUUUUCAGUCCAUAAAUCUGAAAACAGCGGGUCCCUCUUUUGCAAAAGAUGCUCAGAUAGUUCAAGCUCAUUCAAAGUGUAAUUUUUAAAUAGUAAAUAUUAAAGUAAAUUACUCACAAUCCCCUGCGCCUCGCCCCAGUAGCGAGUCUGAGGGGAUAAGGAGCCGUGUCCCAAUCCCAUGCACGUGUCGUCACAAUGAGCUCAACAUGUGCUGUUUGUCAUAUACAACGAUAUCGGGAAUGUUGUAAGAUUUUACUCUCCGCUGAAGACAUUAUAGCGGUUUACUGCCACUGUUUGGGCCCGGCAGCCCUGCGGAAGGUGAUCUCUGGCUCUCCGGCACGUGCCCGUUGUCCAGCAGCAGAUGGCAGUCUUGGCACAGGAGGAGGCCGGUGAGGAGCCCUGUCAUUACGCCUGUGUGUGGUGACCUCAGAGGUGGACUGCAGAGCGGGCUCUUCUGAUCAAGUUGGCUGCCUCUUACUCGUACUGAAAAUAUCCAUCGUAGCGGGCGGAUGUUCCUCUGCAAUAGCUACGAUAAUUUGUCUUGGGUGAGAGCAUUGUGAUGUUCCCGACAGCCUCUCGGAUCAGCCUGUUCUUUCUAUUUGUGUCUGCAGGGACAAGGGGUUAUUAAUGUUGGAGACUUUGGCUUUAGAUUUUUUUUCCGUCUUUAUUUUUUCGAGUCUCGGUGAAGGUCCUGAACGCCGGCCUGCUCCGUCCGUGGAGAUGUGAAGGUCAGGGGUAAAAAAGGUAAUAAACGCCAUAUCUAACUGUCAUGGCCUUUAUUAUCUGACACUUUGGUCUGCACACAGAACCGGAGCUUCUUCUCCUGCCGCCCUCCGUCCGGGUUACGGUCCAUGCGACAAAUAGAGGUGCAAUCGCGUGUGCAAAAAAGAGCAACAGCCCCUGCUUUCAUCACCGAGGGGAGUGUGAUGAAAGCGUCCUGUCCCAGGUUGUAAUGGAAGGUCUAAGAGGAUGGGGAAAUUGGCUGGCGAUCAGAAGGUUGUCAGUCUGAAUCCUGCAAGCAGGAGGCAGGUUAAAGGGAGCGAAUGUAAACAGUGCACAGUUACUGUCGCUGAACUGCUCAGAAGGGAAGACUAAAGGAGAGAAGAGACGGGAGGAAAUAACUCAAGAAAUGCUUCUACCAAUAAGUCCAAUUAACAGUCUAAUCUGAAGGAGCUUUGCUCUUCCGAUAACGUCCUCAUUCAGGGUCCAGUCGAGAUGCAUUGUGGGAAGUGUUGUCUCAAAUGUCGACCAUUAUCUUUUUCACAUUUGGCUGGUUACUCCCCCCAAUUUCAUAGAAUUACCUAGAGGACUUUUAAAGGGAAACGGUUAUUUGACCGAAUCCCUUCUAAUGAUACCUCACUAUAGUCAAGAGUCUCAUAUUCUAGAAACAUGUAAUAAAUUCGUCUCCCAGCCAAAACCAACCAAAAAUGUACUAUAUCCACUAUUUUUGAGAGCCAAUUAUACCUGAUAUUUGUGCAUCAAUUAGGAAGAACCGAAGAUUGGUCAAGGUGAAAGAAGUAAUCCUGUUGAGUUUACAUCCUGCGGUGCAUCUAAUCGUUCUCCAGCUGUUAAAACCACAACACAACACAUGCUGAGGAUGACUAUUCUCCACCUGUCACCUAAAAAGAGGCAAAGUUUGGCCUGAUAUCACCAUGGGACUAUUCAUUUUAAAAGCAUUUUAUUCAUACCAAGCCAGAGUACAAAUCUUCUACAUUGGAAUCUGAAUGGCGAAAUAAUUAGGGAUGCUCUGACUGCAAUCAGGAAUCCCCGGCAAAAGAAAUAAAAAUAGGCGCCUUGCCACUGUCACAGGCCACAUGGCUGCCGACAGGUCGAGGUAGAAGAUCACAGCUUCUUACCUUCUCCUCCUGCCCGAAGCUGGACGCCACAGCCUGCCUCUUCGUCCAAUUAGAGAGCACAUCACAGCACAGGGAUGACAAAUGUCAAAAGAAAGGUCUUGCAGUUCUUCGGCACUGGUAAAGGGUAAAAGAGAGACUGUAUGUGGAGAUUGCGGUGCGGAGGGACCCUCGGACGUAUUUCAGACCCCCCUCCACCCCCCCACCCCUGCAACAGUUGCACACAGUAGAGGAUGUCACAUUCACACUGGCCUCGUUCUCUUUGGGGAUUUGAAACUGAUUUUAAAGCAGCCGCUGACACAUUCUGAACCUUAUUCUUGAUGAUCCUUUGAAGUUCCAUGCAAUGAGUGAGACCCUGCCAGGCUCAGGGGCUCAGCUCCAUCACCGUGUCCCGAUCUAAUAAUAGCACACUCACUUAUGCCACUGCCGGGCCCCGUCUGGGCCACAAGCACAGGACCAAAUGACCAACUGUAUAUUCUCUUCAGUGUUACACAACAUUUCUAUAUAAAUAUCUGUGAAAAUCCGAUCCCCUUCCUCAAAUAAACCUCCUUUGCACACUG
Gasterosteus aculeatus aculeatus (three-spined stickleback) is the source of this 3546-nucleotide messenger RNA. It is a transcript of the gene mrpl46, whose product is annotated as mitochondrial ribosomal protein L46. The record is from RefSeq and is a predicted model, not a curated record. Gene Ontology annotation, cellular component: mitochondrial large ribosomal subunit. Gene Ontology annotation, molecular function: structural constituent of ribosome. NCBI's taxonomy places the organism in Eukaryota, Metazoa, Chordata, Actinopteri, Perciformes, Gasterosteidae.